AUGCCGAGAAACGUGAACUCUCCGACAUCUAUGAUACGCGUUGGAGCAGGCGACGAGACUGGGGACUAUUACAUUACCUUUUGCAAUUUGCCAUUUCAUUCGACCUGGCAAGGGAUAAAAGAUUGGGUUUCAACAUCUUGCCCUGUUGAUUAUGUCGAAAUAUUUCCUUUGAGCAGUUCGGGAUGGAUCCGCCUCAAGGGCAAGGAGAAUUUUACAACAGCGCUUGCAUACAUGGAAAACGAACCAUUUAAAGAGCGAUGUUUAAUCAUUGAUGGCCGAAACGAAACCGAACCUCUAGAGAUUAGGGUUAGAGAGACCAACCCACUGCGGCCACGCUCCAACCGGAGAGCAAGCUUAAACGGGGGGAGUCGAGGCCAGAGAGCGACACCGAGGCAGAUCCCAUCGCCAUACCAGGCCGCCACUCCACGACGCCGUCGCACUGGCAGCUUCAAUCGGAGCGAAGCCGACGCUGUUGGCCACGCAGACGGCACAGAGGGGUUGGCGAAUGAUGAUUAUUUGGCUCUUGCCCACUUCAUGCUUAGCAUGAGCCUGCAGAACACUAUGCGAAUGCACUAUUACACUAUGCCGCUUGCCUAUCCGGUUUACAAUGGGGGCUCUUAUACUAUGGGUAACUUUGGCAAUUCGCCUUACUAUUAUGACAACCCUAGCCGAGAGGAAUCUACCGUUGCCGAUGAGGGCUCCCAGGACAAUUGA
Messenger RNA from Trichoderma virens Gv29-8, 714 nucleotides. RefSeq lists its product as uncharacterized. Bases 1 to 714 code for a protein of 237 amino acids. Lineage: Eukaryota; Fungi; Ascomycota; Sordariomycetes; Hypocreales; Hypocreaceae. The record is from RefSeq and is a predicted model, not a curated record. Gene Ontology annotation, molecular function: nucleic acid binding. The transcript is spliced from 3 exons.